AUGCCUUCCUUCAACGCCUCCAACGUGGACCUUAACACGGCCAGCGAGGAAGAUGUUCUCUGCUACCUGGCCCUCGCUGAGAAUGACUACAAUGGCCACCUCGGAGCACGCAUUUCCUCCAUCUUUGUGAUUCUCUUCGUUUCCACUGCCUUCACCUUCUUCCCAGUUGUGGCCAAACGAGUCCCAGGAUGGAAGAUCCCGCAUGGUGCCUAUCUCUUUGCCCGAUAUUUCGGUACCGGAGUCAUCCUGGCGACAGCUUUCAUCCAUUUGCUGGACCCCGCAUACAGCCGUAUUGGCCCGAAUACCUGUGUCGGCACUUCUGGUCACUGGGGUGACUAUUCCUGGUGUGCCGCCAUUGUUCUGGCAUCGGUCGUGAUCAUUUUUUUGAUGGACCUGGCUGCAGAGGUAUAUGUUGAACACAAAUACGGCGUCGAACGAAACGAGUCGGCCACCGAUGCCUUCCUCACUUCCCACCCUCAUGCUCACGCCGCUGCCUCUGACGGAGGACCGACACCAACGAGGAUCAAAAGCAACGGAAACAUCUCCGACGAUAGCUCGAACGCAGAACGAUCUUUUCGGCAACAGAUUGCCGCCUUCCUGAUCCUGGAGUUUGGCAUCAUCUUCCACUCUGUCAUUAUCGGCCUGAACCUAGGUGUCACAGGCGAGGAAUUUGCCACGCUCUACCCUGUCCUUGUUUUUCAUCAGUCGUUUGAAGGACUGGGGAUCGGUGCACGGAUGUCUGCUAUUCCCUUUGGUCGACACAAAUGGCUCCCCUGGGUGCUGUGUCUGGCAUACGGACUGACCACGCCAAUCUCGAUCGCUAUCGGGCUGGGUGUGAGGACGACAUACAAUCCUGAUUCCAAGGCUGCCUUGAUCGUCCAGGGUGUUUUGGACGCGGUAUCCGCUGGGAUCUUGAUUUACAGCGCGCUGGUAGAACUGCUGGCGAGGGACUUUUUGUUCGAUCCGUGCCGGACGAAGCGUCGUUCUCAGUUGCUAUACAUGGUGAUCUGUAUGUUAUUGGGCGCAGGAAUCAUGGCGUUGAUUGGAAAGUGGGCGUGA
Molecule: messenger RNA, 1059 nt
Organism: Aspergillus chevalieri
Lineage: Eukaryota; Fungi; Ascomycota; Eurotiomycetes; Eurotiales; Aspergillaceae
Gene: zrfA
Product: high-affinity Zn(2+) transporter ZRT1
Exons: 1
Coding region: 1-1059 (352 amino acids)
Biological process (GO): zinc ion import across plasma membrane
Cellular component (GO): plasma membrane
Molecular function (GO): high-affinity zinc transmembrane transporter activity
Source: RefSeq, a predicted model, not a curated record